Thermothelomyces thermophilus ATCC 42464 is the source of this 8011-nucleotide messenger RNA. RefSeq lists its product as uncharacterized. The record is from RefSeq and is a predicted model, not a curated record. The transcript has 13 exons. Gene Ontology annotation, biological process: protein deubiquitination. The coding region runs from base 247 to 7968 and encodes 2573 amino acids. NCBI's taxonomy places the organism in Eukaryota, Fungi, Ascomycota, Sordariomycetes, Sordariales, Chaetomiaceae. Gene Ontology annotation, molecular function: cysteine-type endopeptidase activity; cysteine-type deubiquitinase activity. Gene Ontology annotation, cellular component: cytosol; nucleus.
AAGCCUUAAACGGUAACUUGUACUCGACCAAGGGCGGAGCUGGGGAAUACUUUAGGAGGAUUAUCACAUUUCUCCUAUACCGACGUCAAGGUACUCUCUCCUUGCAGGUAGCUCCUUACCCUAUCUAUCUGUGCAUUGUUGGCUGCUAUUACCUAGAAGCUGCCACCGAGCUUCCCUGAGCGGAGCUCAUCCGUCUGCGGAGCUAAAGUUGCUUUCCCCAGAUUAGCCCUUCUCUGCGCAAGCCCGAUGGCUCAAGCUUCGACAGCCGAUUCGUCGCGAGAACGUGCUGUCUCCUCCGAGCCUUGCUCGACCCGCCCAAAUCCGUUCGACGAAGACGACGACAACCUGUCUGCCCGGAAGCGACGUCGCACGUCCUUGACCAGCGAUUCUCGGAGCCGGUCGGCCGAGACCUUCGAAUCAACUCCGAGCUCCCCCGCAGCGGGCAUGUCCGCCCCCGAGCAGAGGAGCGAUUCUGCCAUGAAGAUUGAUCCGGACCCUGCCAUACCCACAACCCCAGAACGGCAGCAACUCACCGCUGAGCCCGGUACGGAACCGCGGUCCAGCCGCGUCACGAUCAAUGUGCGGACGCCAUCACAACAGCCCCUCGAGGCAUUACCCCCAUCCCCGCCAUCGCCCUCCCAUAGAGCUCGGAGUGUCACCCCGCCCUCUGCUACAUCCCGACCCGAUGCCGCGAGAAAAAGCGUGGAGGAGCUCGGGACCGACUUGCCGGCUAACGGUAUGCUAUCCGAGACUCCCUUGUCGUCAAGUUCGGGCAGCGGUAGCCCUCCCAUCGAGGUCAUCUCCGUGACGGGCGAGGAUGACGCCGAUUUCGAUGACGACGAGUCCAUCACUAUGCUGGACGAUUCGGGUCGGUCACUGGAAUACGAUCCUACGGCCACCUUUCCGUUCCACGACGCCACAGAAUCAUAUCUGGAGACCGUGAUCCGGCUAUUGCAAUACUUGCCGACCCACGAACAAGUGUCCCGCGCUUUCGUCGAAUGGAUUGACAAGUAUCUCAGUUUUGUCAAGGCCGCUUCCUCCGCUGCAGUUGAGGAUUCGUACUUUUUGUACCGGGAUAUGUGGCAAGCUGUGCCCCAUUUGGUCCUCCACAUGGUCAACCGGAAGUCGCCCUAUCCUCGGUCCAAGGAUCUGCGGCAGGAGAUCUUUGCGUUUUACAGGUCCUUUUCACAAUUGACGGCUUUCUUCGUCGAGCUCGACCUCCGAACCAUCCGGAACCCGUCCUUGUCAGACCAGGCGCGCAUUCAGGCGCUCGCCUCACCGCCAUAUCUUCACGCCCUGGGGUCACUGACGCGCCGAGAAGAGGUGACAAUGCACAGCUCCUCGCCGCACCUGCGCAAUGGAGAGGAGGACUGGAGCUAUCUCGCCGAGAUGUCUGCCGUUAUUGACACAUUUCAGAACUUCCCGGCCAGUCAAGGAGGCUCCCUCGCAAACAUCCGACAGCUGGCCUCGUUUGAACUGCGUCACGUCUCCCAGUUUCCCCGGGUGGUAACUGACCACCUCGGAAACCUAUGCCUCGUCGCGGGAAACAUCAUGAAGUGCGUCUACCAUAGGCCACAAUAUCUUGGUCAGCAGAUUAGCGAGUCCGCGAAGCGCCUCGUUAGCCGCAUGUACUCGGUCUUCACGGCCAUGGCCUCUAUGCUGUCGGACAUCGUCGAGAAAAACUUGAAUCAACUAUCGCCCGAGGGCGCAGGAAACCUCAUCGAGGGAGCCACAGAGAUAUAUCAAACCUGUCUCGCUACACCUGGGGUCGUCCCGUCGGAAGUCGUCAAUAACCACCUCCAGGAUCGGCCGCCCGUCGCACCACAUCUCGCACCAGAGGCAAUGGCCUACCAUUGGAAGUUUUCGCACUUCGUCAAGCUCAUCAAAUCCAGUCAGAUGCAACUGCGCGUCAUGGCCGUGAGUACCAUGUGCAGCAAUCUGGUGGCUCUGUAUCGUAAGACGGCGGAGCCACCAGGCGACGAAGCUCCCUUCGGUCUCCUGCAGUACAUUGCCGACUUCCUCCUCAGCACCGGCUUGGUCAACUACGUCUUGGGUCCGACCUGUCAUCCGGAAAUUACCCUCGAAAGCAGCAACAUUAUCGGCUUUCUCGUUGUCUCGCACACAUAUUCCCGGGCCCACACCGACACCUUCUGGCAGACGGUCACGUCGACGCAGGAUCCCCGGGUAUCUGACGCCCUCAUACGCAUGAUCGGCCGCAUUGCCAACCUCUUCCCACUGGACGCGUUGAUGUGUUUUCUUGAAAAGCUUAACACGGUGCCCGUGGAGAACUUUGGAUCAACCAUGCGGGAAUUCUGCGACCAGGUUCUCAAGCAAAUUCUCACCCGCUUCAUGGACAGCCUUGUUACCGAGUCUAUACCCUUUGACCUCUUCAUCCGCCUCAUCCGCCAGUCCUCCGUGUUCGGGUCGCAGUCCCCGGUUGCGUAUCCCGACAUCCAGCAAUUUGCGAUCCAAAAACUCGACAGUAUACUGGGUCAUGGGCCCGGCCAAGAUGGACGCUGGAACAUCUUCCGCGACUGCUUAAGCGACAUCGCUAAUCCAUCCCCGUCUACGAUAGGGAGCCUCUGGGUACUCAAGAUGACGAGCCGUUUUCAGUAUGGCAGGGAUCUGCACGAGCUGACGUCCGAGCAUGACCUGACCAGGCUCCUAAUCGAUGAGCUUGCCGCAGCGGUUCCCGCAACGAAGUCUGCAGGUUUCUCGACCACUAUCAGCGGACCUCAGAAUGCACCUCGGAAGGAGCUGCUCAUGUCAAUCAUUUACCAAGAGCCCGCUUCUCUCACAAAAGACCUUGGGCCGAAGCUCUGGAGUCUGCUUGUCGGCCCAGAAGCGGCAUGCCAGGAGGAUCGAGAUGCCGCGUGGCAGAUUCUGACGCUGGCCAUGAAACGGAGCGCGGGCGAGAACCCCUUCACAUCAACUUGCUUUUCAGAGUACCUCCCGGCCCUGCACCCCAAAUAUUUCUGUCAUGGGACUCUCGAUUUUGUCCGCGAGGGCGUGAUGCCACUGGUGAACGACCCUACCAGUAUCGUCCUGGACGACGAUGAGAAUCCCAACCACUCUGGGAUUGAGAUGCUGUGGCGGCUUGCUCUUACUGCACCGACAGGAACUGUUGAGCAAAGGGCCAUUCACACGUUAGUCAACGACGUGUACAUUGAGAGCCGUUCCAUCCAGUCAUUCUCGCACUACCGGGCUCGGAAAGUCCAUCUCGCCCUCGUUGACCGUUGCCUUCGCCAGCUGUCUUCGGCAGCCGCAAAGUUGAGAGCCUUUGCUAAUGGCGUUGCUGGCGGAGGGGAUGACUCCAUGGAAAUAGUUGCCACGGAUGAGCAAGUUCAAGAGCAGGAGCUAUUGUUCGUCCGCUCGCUGGCGGUCCUGAGAGAGUUCCACCAACUCCAUCAGUCCAGGCCGGAGUUCUCCGCACCGGACAUGAGAUCGCUCCUUCUCGAGUCCCCGAAGGAUAUUGAAGGGGAACCAGCAGAACUGAAGUACCAGUCAUUUGAUGGGGACAAGCAAACCACCGUCAUGCCCCUGAAGAUCGGCAAGCGGAACACGGCUGCGUCGCUGCUUGCGAGUCUGCGGGAAGCGACGGGUUUCAACAGCUACCGUAUUUACUACCGUGGGAGGCCAUUUGUUCCCCAAGAGAGCGACAUCUGCAAAUCCCUUGAGGACCUUCAGAUUCACAACGGCAUCAUCCUCGUCAAGAAGGAGCCUGAGGCUCCCGCCUCCCCAAGAGUUCCCCAGGGCGCAUCUCCCGUGGAGAUUGAGAUCCUGAGCCAUUUUGACGAACUCUGGGAGUAUCUUUCAAUGGAGGAAAAGCUUGCUCGCGAGAUAUACGGUUUUCUGGUCAAGCUCCCGGCUGAUGACAAACUUCUGGAAACCAUCGGCGACCCUUCUGUCUCCUACAAGGACACAUUUUCCCUGGGACAACCAUUCAAAUCACUCUACGCCGUUAAUGCUCUCCAGGAAUAUCUCGACAGUUGUCGACCGGGCUCUCCUGCUUCAGAUGAAAGGAGGAGUCACGAACGAGACGAGGCUUCCGGUUUACGUUCAGCUCCCUUGCUUCGGUCCCUUUCCCUUGUUGUCCGAGCAAUCUCAGAUCCCGAGAUCGUCUCUCAUUGUUCGAAUCGGGAGCUCCAGAUUGAGCUGAGCUCUGCUCUUGUCUCGUUGCUGGCUUCUCUUCUCAGAGAUCCGGAGCUUCCGGCUUCCGCCGCUCAAUUUCUCGACGCGCCGCUUUUGGAUCGCCUCCUAGCCAUCCUAUCGAUGGCUACCCCGGCGGACUCCCCGAAGAGUGCCACCAAACAUAUUGCCCUCUGUCUGCAGAGCAUCUUGGAGUCUUGCUGCACAAGCAGCGACUUCAUGACGGCGUUCUCCACCCAUUCAGAUGUUCCACGGAUCAUCGGCGAUCUUCUUCUCAACGACCCACGGGAGACGGUCAGGCAAACGACUGCAAUGCUCCUCCGGGAAAAGUCAGGCACAGCUGCAGAGGGUGAAAGAUAUUCCAACAAGGAAUCCGCAACGAUUGCGAAAUUUCGAGACUUCUUUUGGCCCUUAGUCUCCCAGCUUGUCGGGCCAGCGAUUUCCAAGACGGAUAACUCGACGGAGAUCCUUGAACUAUGUUUUGACAUGCUCCAGACCCUGGAAGAGACGCAUCCAGGGUCCCCCAACCUCGAGCAGCUCUCCCAUCACUGGUUAAACCUGCUUCUCAACUACACCACAUCCGAGGAUCUCACCAGGCCCGCCGAGCCUGAUGUGGUUGCGGCCGGCCUUGUUCGGCUCCUGCACACCAUCAUAUGUAGGAGAGGCGAGCAAGUCGGCCGGGGUGUGCUUUCAAGACGGGGGCUUGCGCGAAGGAUCUUUUGGAAACACCUCUUCCCGCCUCGUGAGGAGUACGAGAAGGAAUUCGGGCCGGGUCGGCCAAUUGCUUGUCCCCAGACUCGCGGUUGGCUUAUGGAAAUCAUCUUCACAAUGGUCAAAGACGACCCCACCGAAUUCAUGUGGCUUCUCGAGGACAUGGAUGACUUGGUCCCGGUCUUUCCCAACCAAGAAGGGGAUGUCUAUGCAUACGAGUUGCCUCAACAAUUCGAGAGGUCAAAAGCCAUUAGAGCGCCGUGCGGCUACCCUGGCGUUCGAAACUUGUCCAACACCUGCUACUUCAACUCGCUGUUGACGCAGCUAUUCAUGAACGUCGACUUUCGCGAGUUCAUGCUUGGGGCGACCGUCCAAGACCGGGAAUACAGCCAAAAUCUGCUUUUCCAGACUCAGAAGUUAUUCGCCUUUUUGCAAGACAGCGUCCGGCCCUUCAUUAACCCUGAGGAGUGCGUUGGGAGCAUCAAGACAUACGAGGACACACAAAUCGACGUCGUCAUUCAAAUGGACGUUGACGAGUUCUACAAUCUGCUGUUUGACCGCUGGGAGGGACAGUUCCUCACCAGUGACGAGAAAAACCGGUUCCGUUCCUUUUACGGUGGCCAACUGGUUCAGCAAGUUCGCUCUCAAGAGUGCGAGCAUGUUUCUGAGAGGCUCGAGCCCUUCUCGGCUAUUCAGUGCGAUAUCAAGGGGAAGAGCUCGUUGCAAGAGAGCCUGCAGGCUUAUGUCGAUGGUGAAAUCAUGGAAGGCGAUAACAAGUACAAAUGUUCUACCUGCGAUCGUCACGUCGACGCCGUCAAGAGGGCGUGUCUCAAGGAUGUCCCAGACAACCUUAUCUUUCACCUGAAGCGCUUUGACUUCAACCUCAGAACAAUGCAGCGGAGCAAGAUCAACGACUACUUCUCCUUCCCAGACAAGAUCGACAUGCGGCCGUACACUAUCGAACAUCUGAGCAACCCUAACCAAGAACAGCUGGAGGACAUUUUUGAACUUGUAGGCGUCCUCGUCCAUACCGGAACUGCCGAAUCGGGCCACUAUUAUUCCUACAUCCGGGAGCGCCCAACCCUCGGCGACACGCAGACGUGGGUCGAAUUCAACGACGAGACGGUCACCCCAUGGGACCCGGCCUCAAUGGCGAACUCUUGCUUCGGGGGCCCGGAUUACCAAUCUCAGUUCCAGUCAGGCAACACAGUCUUUGAGAAGCAGUACAGUGCCUACAUGCUGUUUUACCAGAGGUCGUCGUCUCUCGCCAAGAGGCAGGAGAGCCUGCCGCGUCUGGGGCGCCCGGCCCCUUUCCGCGUGAAGAUGCCCGAGGACAUAGAGGAAUUCAUCCACGAUGAGAAUGCCUGGCUGCUCAGGAGACAUUGUCUGUUCGAUCCUUCCCAGAUCCAGUUUGUGUGCUUGGCUCUCUUCCAGCUGAAGAGCCUAUAUCCAAAUGGAUGCUCACCGGACCAUGCUCUGGAAACACAAGCGAUCGCGAUGGCUCUGAGUCACCUGGAUCAAGUGGCGUCACGAACAAAGGAUGUUCCGGACUUCUACAACCUUCUCACCCGCAUCCAGGUCAUGUGUGACAGUUGCGCUCACUGCAGCGUCGCCGUCCACGACUAUUUCAGCAGAUACACCUUCGCUUUUCGCAUGCUGGUGCAGAGAAACGUCGACGAGGAGGUGCGACAGGCCACAGCCAACUUUAUGAUUCAGGUGCUUCAGUUGAUCAAGGAACGAGUCCCGGCGCAAUAUGGUAUUCCGUCUCCGGAAGAAGAUGGCGAAUCGGAUGCAGAAGAAGUGGACGGGAGGCAAUCCGUCAUCGCGGGGGUGUUGCGCAUCAUCGAGCACCUGUGGCAGGGUUUCCACAUGAACUUGCGUUCAUGGCACGAAGUAUUCGACUUUAUGCUGUCCUUCGUCAAGCUGGGUCGCCACGAGCUGGCGGCUUUCUUAGAGCACCCACAUUUCCUCAAGUGGCUGAUAUGGAUUGUGUGGGCAGAUACCCAGGCAGAGCCGUUCCUCUCUCCGCAGUUUGUCAAGAUGGUUGCCGUGGUCUCUAGGCGAAUGCCGAACCGGCCUCCAUCGUACGAAACUAUCAUCGCGCUGCUGGAUUACAUACUUGCAAACACGCGGCUGCCGACCAACAUCGAAGGGAAUCUCCCGACCGCGGGUGCCGUGGAGCCUGGCGAGGCCAGCACUGAUUCAGACCAGCUGUUUGAGAUUGGGCUCGACGAGGCCAGCAUCAUCUAUCGAAUGGGGCCCCGUACAGUCCCGGUCAACGUAUUUGUGGACAGGCUGAUUACGAUUGCGCAGAACCCUGCGUCGACCAAUUCGAUCGUCGCAAACCUGAUGAAGCAGAAUCGCCAGAUGGAGAAUGCAAUCUAUCGCACCCUACUCUUCCGGAUUUCGGGACAGCUAGGCCACCCGGUCUCGCCAUACUUGCGUGUGGCCGGGAUGGUGUUUUGUCGCAACGCGAGCGACGCAGCCAUGAUCAACAACCUGAUCAAGCACGUCUCACAACAGUGCAUGUCGCUGCAAAAUGCUGAGGGCAGAGCUUUCUUGGAUUUUAUGAGAGAGACUUUUGACGGCCCGCGGCCGAGAUCCGGGGAAACGCGACAUCAAAUCAUCAUGACGAGCCUCGAUAGGCUUCCAGACUGGGCGCCCGGCCUGCUGGGCUACUUUGACACUUCGGUCAUUGACGGGACGGAGAUCUUCUUGCAGGACAAGCUAUUCCAAUACCGCACCUUCCGCCCUCCUACCGGAGAAGAGACGGGCCAGGCAGGGGAACUGGCCGAGAGGAUGAGGGUGACAGCAAGGGCACUGGGGUUUAGGUGCCUGCACUAUCUGCACGAGAACUACGUCCUCCGCAACGCCGAGGUGACGGAGCGCGCCGUCGCUGGCCUGCAGAGGGUUAUCAAGAACUGCAGCAGGUACUUCAACCUGAAGGAGCCAGCGGAGGAUGACGAGGCAGCAGAGUUUGUGCAGCUCAACCAGAGUAUCUUCGAUUCGCUAGCCGGGCUUUUGGUCGUCGACGAGCUAGAGGAAGACGGUUCAGGAAUGUAUUAUAGCGACGACUCGAGCGUCGCGUCGAGCAACACGGCUGGCUGAUGCUAGGGUCAUGCUGGCGGAUUUGGCGAGAACACCACGUGCG